AUGAAGAGUGGUAACAACUUAGAGGAAUUACAAAAGUUUAAGUUAGAAGCCAGUGAAGUACUAGAGAAUGCAAAAUCCCCCAUCCAUAAAUGGGAAUCCAACCUGCCCGAGUUAGAAAGUGAAGACGUGGCGGACCCAAAAGAUACCCUCCAAUCCCUACUGGAUGACCAACCAGUAACAAAGCGAAAAAUGCUUAGCCGACUUGGAGGUAUUUACGACCAACUCGGUCUGAUUUCACCUACUGUUGUCAAAAGGAAACGGUUAUACAGGGAAGCGUGUCAGCCGAUCAAGGAGUGGAACACCGAAGUGCUAAAACCGCUUACGAAGGAAUGGCUGAAAUGGAACAGACAACUUGGAACUGUCCGAGUACCAAGAAGUAUCAAAGGGCGUGAGAAAGAUAAAAGCUGUGCAUCUUCAUGUAUUUGCAGAU
This is a messenger RNA of Paramuricea clavata, 430 nucleotides long. The record is from the annotation of a GenBank genome assembly. Lineage: Eukaryota; Metazoa; Cnidaria; Anthozoa; Malacalcyonacea; Plexauridae.